Messenger RNA from Dendronephthya gigantea, 1996 nucleotides. Its product is annotated as U3 small nucleolar RNA-interacting protein 2-like. Bases 58 to 1452 code for a protein of 464 amino acids. NCBI's taxonomy places the organism in Eukaryota, Metazoa, Cnidaria, Anthozoa, Malacalcyonacea, Nephtheidae. Gene Ontology annotation, molecular function: snoRNA binding; protein binding. The transcript has 14 exons. The record is from RefSeq and is a predicted model, not a curated record. Gene Ontology annotation, cellular component: small-subunit processome.
UCUGUUUUCAGUGCAUUAUUUAUUUUUUAUAUUUAAAAACAGUAAAGAAGCUUUACCAUGUCAGGUUUCUUUUUAAGUAACAAACCAAAACGAAAAAAGAAGAAUGUUGAUUCGAAAAUAUUUUCAAAGAAAAAAGUGUCUGAUUCUAGAACAUUGAGGAAUGGAAGUCAAUUUGACAUCAACACAGAUUCUGAAUCAGAAAGUGACAAAGAAGAUAUAAACAGCAACAUAAACAGUUCAGAUGAAGAGACAGCUCAGGAAAAACGACUUCGACUUGCCAAGGAAUAUUUAGUUCAAUUGGAGAAUGAAGAAAGGGAGAACAGGCAAGAUAUCUCUGACGGUGAAGAUGCAGUUGGAGAACGCCUGCAAAAGGAUGUGUUGGAGAAGCAAGGAAAUUUUCAAAGAAAGAUUGCAGAAAAAUGUAUUUGCCCUGAUGAAGACGCUAUCAAAAUAUUUUCUGGCCACAAGCUAUCUCUGACAUGCCUAUGUAUAUCACCUGAUGACAAAAUGAUAUUUUCCGGAUCCAAGGAUUGUUCAAUUAUUAAAUGGGAUAUCCAAACUGGUACAAAAGAGGGAAAGAUACCCAGUGGUCAUUCACAAGCUGAGAGUUCAGACAAUCAUGGGCACGUGGGGCAUAUCUUUGCAAUCGCUAUUUCAUCCGAUGGACAGUAUUUGGCCAGUGGUGGUCAGGACAAGCUCAUCCGUAUAUGGAAUCCAUGCAAUUUGAAACAUAUUCACACAUUUAAAGGACACAGAGAUGCAGUGACUGGACUUGCUUUUCGUCAAGGAUAUAAUCAACUUUUCAGUGCGUCUAAAGAUCGUACGAUUAAAAUUUGGAGCUUGGAUGAAAUGGCGUUUGUCGACACACUGUUUGGCCACGAAGAUGGUAUUACUGCGAUCGACAGCAUGAAAUACGAGCAGGCAGUGAGCUCGGGAGGUCGUGAUACAAGUGUUCGUUUAUGGAAGGUCGUUACAGAAUCCCAGCUAGUCUUUAACGGUUCAUGUGGUUCAAUCGAUUGUUUGCGCAUGAUUAACGAGAAGAGUUUUGUCUCGGGUUCAGAUGAUGGAUCCUUGUCCUUAUGGGCAAUUACGAAGAAGAAACCGUUAUGCACAGUGUCUAAAGCUCAUCAACCAACUGCGGAUAAUAUCGAUGCCCCGCGGGAAUCAUGGAUCACAUCACUGGCCACAGUUAGAAAUACCGACUUAAUAGCCUCGGGUUCGUCAGAUUCCGCAAUCAGGUUUUGGCGAUGCGAAAACGGUAUUAAGUCGCUUUCUCCUUUAUUCACUCUACCAGCGGUUGGUUUUGUUAACUCUUUGGCUUUUUCAAGCGAUGGAAGCUUUUUGGUUGCUGGCAUGGGACAAGAACAUCGAUUAGGGCGUUGGUGGCGGUUAAAAAGUGCUAAGAAUUGCAUCUUUGUUGUUCCGAUUACCAGGACUAUGGAUAAAUCUUAGAGAAAAGUAUUUCACCAUUUUUGUGCUAGAUUCAUUAAGGUACGUUUAAACACAGCGAUUUAUCGUGCCGGUUUUACUUGCGAUUUGUCGAUUACGGCCUCGUCAUCUCUGUAUGUGAAAGGCCAUGCAUCGGAUUUUGUCUUGAGUAUUCGCCACAGCAUUUCCUGAUUUACAAAAUCGUAAGAAAAAUCUGUGGCAAAUCACCCUUCUCUCCUUAAGAGCUGUGAAACAUAAGUAAAAUAUCGCUUCGAGCGAAAAUUAUCGCUAGUAGAAAACUGGUCUCAAUCGGCCCGAUGCAACGCUGUAUAAACGUACAGUACAAUUAUCGAAACCUGUUAGGGUGGUCGAUAAUGACUAUACGUGUGUUGACAAAAAUGUUAAUUUAAAUAAUAUAAUGAAUUUCAGUCAGAACUAUUCAUAUAUAUGUAGCUAUAGGUGAAAACAGGACUUCAUGAUCACUUGAUCACAAUGCAGGCUGUUUCUUCUGCAAUAAAACCAAUGUGACGUUGGUUUCAGAAUGACUAAGAAAUAAAGACGAAUUGUG